CGACGCUGCCUGUCAUUAAAUUUUUAACAGUUAGGCGCCUUUUUUGUGUCCCUCGUUGAUUAAAAAGUAGUAAAAAUCUGUUAAUAACGGCAUAAAGUGUUAUCUUUCUGUAUUUUGCUCAAGUGUUUGUGUUUUUCUGUUGUUUGCAGUACCGGGACGUCGUAAGAGAUGGCUGAUGUUGCGCUAGACCCUCAGAAUUCUAACCCGAAGGAGUUGUUCGGGCAAGGGGUUCGGGCUUACGUCCUGCAGGAUUUUGACACGGCUGUUAAGGCCUUCAGCAAGGCUAGUGAGCUUUUGGCCGCGGAGCAUGGAAGCGACGUUCAUGAUUCUCUCGGUGAUGUUUAUCUCUACUACGGCAAGUCUUUGUUGGAAUUGUCGAGGAAGGAGAGUGGGCCUUUGGGAGAUGGCGUUUUGAAAAACGUGGAAGAGGAGUCCGAGACGGAGGACGUGGAGGAAAACGAAGCUGGAGAAGAGGAGAGCAAACCAGUUAAUGGAGAAACACCUAAGACUGAAGAAGAAGACGAUAAACCACCAGCUGAAGGUGAAACGGAUCAAAAGGUUGAAGAAAGCGGAAGUUCCGAAGAAAAGAAAGAAGGGGAGGAAACCGAAGACGAGUUGACUGAUCUCCAAGUGGCGUGGGAAGUGUUAGAAUUAGCCAAACGUAUUUUCACCAAUCGGGGCACCGAGGGGAAGAAAAACCUAGCGGAAACUCUGAUCGUUCUCGGGGAAAUAUCUCUAGAAAGUGGUAAUUUCACUUCGGCUAUUGAAGACAUGACCCAGGGACUGGAAAUCCAGAAAACUCUUUUUGGAAAUGAUAGCCGUACUAUAGCCGAAACGUGUUACAAAUUAGGAGGGGCUUAUUCAACCAACGGCCAGAUCGAUGAAGCCAUCGCAAGUUUCAACUCGUCCUACGAAUAUUUGCAAAACAAGAUCACCAGUCUGAAGAAGGACGAGAAAGAGUCAAAUAGUGAGGAAAUCGAGGAGCUGAAUGGUCUCAUCCCCGAGAUUCAGGAAAAAAUAGCUGAUAUGAAGAAUUUGAAAACCGAGAUUGCUAAUAAAAUGACCUCGUCCGUUGAGGAUGAGACCGCUCCUAAAACAAACGGGAGUGCUGGAGCCUCGUCGUCGAAGCAAGUGAACGAUAUCUCCCAUCUGGUCAAACGCAAGAGGAAGGAGGACGAGGCCAAGGAGGAAAACCCAGCCAAACGGCCUUCGCCCUAGAUCGACCUUCCAUGUAUUAACUCUAGGUUAGGUUUUGUUAAGCUCGUAUUUGUAAUAAACUGUUCCUUGUGUUUUGCUUUUCUUUAAUAAAUUAUUUUUCCACA
Molecule: messenger RNA, 1322 nt
Organism: Tribolium castaneum (red flour beetle)
Lineage: Eukaryota; Metazoa; Arthropoda; Insecta; Coleoptera; Tenebrionidae
Gene: Nasp
Product: Nuclear autoantigenic sperm protein
Exons: 4
Coding region: 169-1218 (349 amino acids)
Biological process (GO): CENP-A containing chromatin assembly; DNA replication-dependent chromatin assembly
Cellular component (GO): nucleoplasm
Molecular function (GO): histone binding
Source: RefSeq, a predicted model, not a curated record